Messenger RNA from Scatophagus argus, 2262 nucleotides. RefSeq names its product transmembrane protein 47 (gene tmem47). The record is from RefSeq and is a predicted model, not a curated record. Gene Ontology annotation, biological process: cell-cell adhesion. The transcript is spliced from 3 exons. Bases 235 to 780 code for a protein of 181 amino acids. Lineage: Eukaryota; Metazoa; Chordata; Actinopteri; Scatophagidae. Gene Ontology annotation, cellular component: cell-cell junction; membrane.
CCGCAGAUCGCUGGGUGUACAGCAGCAGCGGCAGCGGCAGCAGCGUCCUCUCGGCUCAGGACGCGGAGUGAGCGGCGGCUCUCCAUCCUGUCAACCCACAGCGCGGGCACGGAGCAGGAGGGGACAAUCACAACUUAAACCUGACUCGUUUUGUGAGUUUUGAGAAGCCGCACCAGGAAAACACACAUCUUCUUUUUGUAGUGUUUUUGUUUUAAUGAGUGAGAGACUUCAGGCAUGGCUUCAUCCGUGAGCGGCACAGAGGAGGUCCGGGUGUCCGCGCUGACGCCCCUAAAGUUGGUGGGACUGGUGUGCGUCUUUCUCGCUCUGUGCCUGGACGCCGGGGCUCUGCUGAGCCCGGCGUGGGUCACGGCGGACGAUCAGUACUACCUGUCCUUGUGGAUGUCCUGCUGGAAGCCCGUCAGCUCCGUGGAGUGGUCCUGCACCAGCACGCUGUCCACCGACUGGCAGAUCGCCACGCUGGCCCUGCUGUUGGGUGGAGCGGCCCUCACCCUGCUCUCUUUCCUCAUGGCGCUGAUCUCCCUGUGCCUCAGCUCCAGGAGUCGUUGCUACAAACCCGUUGCUGUCAUGUUGUUUUCUGCAGUGGUGCUUCAGAUGUGCAGCUUGGUCCUGUUCCCCAUCAAGUUCAUAGAGACGGUCAGUCUGAGGGUGUACCACGAGUUUAACUGGGGCUACGGCCUGGCCUGGGGAUCCACCAUCUUCUCGUUUGGAGGAGCCAUCCUUUAUUGCCUCAACCCCAAGAACUAUGAAGACUACUACUAAAAUACACAAAGAAGAUAAAUUGAGACUCUCUGUGUUAACCAGUGUCCUUUCAGUAUUAGGAACUUACUGUUUGUUACACAGUGCACAAACACAGAUUAGAAAAAUAGGAAUUAACUAUUUUUCUACUGUUAGUCCUGAAGCUAACAAUGCUUCUUGUUAGUUUCAGGACUCGUAAUGAGCUCUUCCAUUUGUUAACUUAUUAUCUCAAAGACUACAGUAUACUCACUGACUGAAGCCCUGCGCUGCGCUUUUUUGGCAAAAAAUCCGGUUGUGAAAAAGAAAUCCAAACCAGCCAGUUUAAUUCAGAAAAGAAAGUCACCACUCAGAUAAGUCUGCGUCUCCUUUAAGUGGAGCUCUAGUAGGUCUUAGAUUUGGGCAGAAAAUAUGGAGGGAACAGAUGGAUUCACUGACCCCACACUGGGAAGAACUGGUGAACUAAUUAACCAAUCAGAGCAGAGAAGGCAAAGAAUGAUAUACACUGAGGCCAGUCAGUGGAGUAACAGAUCUUGGGAGAAAAAUAUCCAACUCAAGUGAUAUCCUGAGGAUGACAAAGUGACGAGGACAGGGCACGCAUAAGAAAAUGUGACAUUUCCCCAGAGACGCACUACAUCUGGAACUUGACCUAGCGUUCUACCUCCAGUAGAGUUUAAUAGCUUGGGGAAAGCAUGUCAUAGAGCUCCAAAGGACUGGCUUGAUUUUCCUCUGACCUAUUUGAGUCUAUAAAAAGGCCCACAAUAGUCAUAAUAAACAGCAGCUAUGUAAGACAGUAAAAACAUUCCACAGCCACCUUCUAAAUGAUAUCAUACUUGUGAGAGGAACAUUUAGUGGGUUAUGAAUAGCACAGUCUGUCACAAGUAAACAGUCUGCAGACCUGAGGCUGCUAUUGCAAACCUGCAACAUAACCUAAGUUGUAUCUUGCUUUUUGAUAAAAUUGUUGUAUUAUAUUUAAGUAUGUGCAGUAAGCAUAAUAAAGUAAUAUUCAUUUUCAAGAAGACCAGUGGGAAGGAAGAUGGCAAAUGAUCAUGUCUGCUGAGUGUGUGUGCCUGCCCACAUGCUCAUACCACCCAGCAUGUGCUCACACACCCCAUGUGAUGCUGCCUUAUCUUCUCACCCUGUAGGAAAUGGGAAUGCUCUCAGUAGAGUGAAAUACAGUGGUAGAUUUUUCUGCUUCGGGUAGGAAGAGGCUGUAGCAGAAGCGUUUGGGAGAAAAUAGUGAAAUUAGUUUUUGCUCCUGUUUUAAGGUCCAUGAUAAAGUACUUAUAGCAGAUGCCAGAGUGCAACGUGCUGUGCAUGAGUAGUGUUAUGGUGACUCUGGGAUCAAUCAAUAACAACAUGAAAAGGGGCAGAAAACCUGCACUGAUCUUCUCCUCUUACAACCUUAAUAAAAGUGAGUGUGUGUGUGUGUACAUGCCACCACGACAGAUCGCUGCUUUGAGUCCCACUGGUAUGAUCGCUAACAUAAUAAAGAUGUACUGGGGAAAA